Saccostrea cuccullata (small rock oyster) is the source of this 2162-nucleotide messenger RNA. Its product is annotated as glycosyl hydrolase YngK-like. NCBI's taxonomy places the organism in Eukaryota, Metazoa, Mollusca, Bivalvia, Ostreida, Ostreidae. The record is from RefSeq and is a predicted model, not a curated record. Bases 67 to 1602 code for a protein of 511 amino acids. The transcript has 3 exons.
UUUAAUACAAGGCCAUUUCUACAAUGCACUAUCUAGUCUAAGAGCCUUAUCUGAUGAUAUCAUACCAUGGAAUAUUGUACGCGGUCUUCAACGGUUUACCUGGCAGUUGGAAUACCCUAUAGAAUAAUGAUGACCACUCUAAUUAUCCUUGUCCUCGGCUUUCACUUGGGCCAGGCAGUUCAAGAUGGUUCCCUGUGGCCAGUACGAGAAUUCCGUGGAGCCUGGAUAGCAACAGUCGCCAACAUAGACUGGCCUUCAUCUCACUCCCUGACCACUGCCCAACAGAAAAACGAAUUAGUAACCAUGUUGGAUAAACUCCAGGCAGACAACUUUAACGCCAUUGUUUUACAGGUUAGAACUUCCGGUGAUACUUUGUACAACUCUUCUUUAGAACCUUGGAGCUACUAUCUGACGGGAAAACAGGGGAGAGCACCCAGUCCCUAUUACGAUCCCCUUGAAUUCGCUGUGCAGGAAGCUCAUAGAAGAAACAUGGAAAUCCACGCUUGGUUCAACCCUUACAGAGCUAGAAGUGGGAGUUCUUCGACAUCUGGACUAGCACAUAAUCAUAUGGCACACAGAUUUCCACAAUAUACUUACCCGUAUGGACACAAUCUAUGGAUGGACCCGGGGGCUAAAGUUGUUCAAGAUUUUAUUCUCUCUGUAUUUAGGGAUGUAGUAUCUCGGUAUGACAUUGAUGGUGUUCAUAUGGAUGACUAUUUUUACCCUUACCCGGUAUCCGGUGUACCGUUUCCAGAUUCUCACACUUAUAGAGAUUACAUUUCAGGAGGUGGUCAGCUAUCAUUGGCGGAUUGGAGGCGCGAUAGUGUAAAUACUCUUGUUCAAGGAAUAUAUAAUUCUGUAAGAUCCAUCAAAUCCCAUGUUAAGAUUGGAAUAAGUCCAUUUGGCAUCUGGAAAUCUGGUCAUCCUUCAACGAUUCGCGGUCUGUCGAGUUAUGACUCACUUUAUGCAGAUUCUAAAAAGUGGUUGGAGCUAGGGUGGGUAGACUACAUGACUCCGCAGCUCUACUGGCAAGUAGAUCCACCACAGCAAAGUUAUCCUGUGCUGCUGGACUGGUGGCUUCAACAGAACAAGAUGAAUCGCCAUGUGUAUACCGGAAACUACGCAAGUGGAGUUGUGGCCAAAUCGUGGUCAGUUAGCGAGUUAGAACGACAAGUAAGACUGUCACGUGAUAGACGUGACCAUCUUAGUCUAGGAAAUGUUUUCUUCAGUGCAAAAAUAUUUUCGCAUAAUACUCAUAAUAUUGCUAAUACGUUCACUUCGGGGGAGUAUUCAACGCCUGCUCUACAACCUGAAAUGGCGUGGCUAACAGCGCCAGCACCACCAACUCCACAAAAUGUCCACGCGAGUGUAGACUCUAAAUUGCAUUGGUCCUCAGAUUCAUCAAGGACAGUCAGAUCCUGGGCAGUUUACACCUUUAAAGCUGAUGUAUGGGAACUAUUGAAAGUGCUGGACAGAGACACAUUACAGUUCAGCGUUCCUGCUGGGUACUACGCCAUUAGGAGUGUAAAUCGUCUGGGAAAAGAAAGCGAAGCUGUGGUUAUUCAUGUAAAUGGUGUAUCAGUCAGUAUUGUUGGGAAAUAGUUAUAAUAUAUUUAUCGUAAAUUUUCAUAUUUUUUAAAGAAAAAACAUGAGUUAGAAAUCAUGAUAUCUUUUAACGUUUCAUUUCUCUCCAAAUGUUCUCAUUUAUGAAUUCAAAAAUAAAUUGCAAUAUUACUGAAACAAUGUAUAAAAUCUUAUGUUUUUUGAAUGCUGAUUAUCAAUUUACUACAAUCAAAAUCAUACAAAUAACAAUGUAUAUUUAAAAACUACAGUCAAAAAGUGAAAAUACAUGCCGGGUUGAUCAUGCGAAUAAAUGAGCAUAAGAGCUACACCAGAAAAAUUGUUAAGUAAUCAUAGAUCUUGUUUCACAAUAUGCAAACGAGGAAACACAUGUACUUCAAAUAAAAAAUAAUCAUAGAAUGUUCAAUAGAUAUGAUAUUUUUAAAACCAAUUAACUCACAAAUUUUCACCUGCAAUGUAAAAAUCUAAUAAAAAAGGUAGUUUGUCAUAGAUGAAAAUGUUUUUUGAAAUGGUGUUUGACAUUUAAUAUUAUAAAGUAUUAAUAUUCAUGAACAAGGUUGUUUUCAUGGCGGAAAUGACAU